Messenger RNA from Tigriopus californicus, 1767 nucleotides. Its product is annotated as galactoside alpha-(1,2)-fucosyltransferase 1-like. The transcript is spliced from 5 exons. Gene Ontology annotation, biological process: carbohydrate metabolic process. NCBI's taxonomy places the organism in Eukaryota, Metazoa, Arthropoda, Copepoda, Harpacticoida, Harpacticidae. Gene Ontology annotation, molecular function: galactoside 2-alpha-L-fucosyltransferase activity. Gene Ontology annotation, cellular component: membrane. Bases 575 to 1669 code for a protein of 364 amino acids. The record is from RefSeq and is a predicted model, not a curated record.
UCUUUGAUGGCGUGAACAUGAAUAUAUGUGCAUGUGUGUGUGUGUGUGUUUGUCAGAAACGAGUGAGAGCCCAUAUGAAUAAACAGUUGUGCCCGAAUGGCUCUGAUUUCAACCAACGAGCUUCUUCCAAACCAAUCCUUGUCGAGGAAGGAAAGCAAGUCCUGGUCAAUAAAUAAAGGUUUACAUUACGUGAGUCUGGUUCAAUGCACGGCAAACAACCUUAACGCCAAGUUGAAAGCCAAGUCUUGUACCUCAUCCAUAUCCAACAUGACACUCCAGUUUAGUUAAAGGCCAUCCAGCCCAGGUACACAGACCUUCACAGGACAGAGAGGCAACCCUCAUCAACAUUCAGUUCCCGGUAAAUAUGAGAAAUAAUCUAUUAGCUAUCCUGGGCUUGUGUCUUUCGAUCAUCUUUCACCUGCUCAUGGCCUAUCAUCUUGAUCUUCAUUCUUGAUGGUCAAUACUUCGUGACAGUAUCUGGCUUGGUUCAGUACUAAACGAAACCAUUGAUCACGUGGAGGGAAAUUUGAAAAACAAAACAAAACGAAGUGUCGUGUUGGCCUUCAUCGGGGAAAUGAUAAUUAAGUGCUUCCGGUCGGUCGGUCUGAAGACCGCAAAGGCUCUAAUGGGGGUUGCACUCGCUGGCCUUCUGGGUGGAUAUGUGGUAUUACAACGGACAUGGCAUGCAGAGUUGAAUCCAAUGGAACCAUCACGAUUUGUCAGUUUUGGUCGGGGACGUUUGGGCAAUCAGAUGAGCUCCCUGGCCACUAUUAUUGCGUUUUCACAAAGGCUCAAUAUCACCCCAUUUGUGACCCAAGAGCAAGCAGAAAUGCUCUGGGAAUACUUCGAUGACCUCGAUCUACAUGUGUUGGAAGAUGAAAUGCCAAACUAUCAAGACUAUAGGUGGAUAAAUCCAUUUAGACUCAUAGAUGAACAUAUUUGGAAUUUUGACUAUUCGAUUUUGUUCUCCCCCGACGGAUCGGGGGCGUCCCUUCUCUUGGGUCAAACCAUUGAGGUUGGUCACUACCCAAAUGAGGUCCACAUGUUCAGAGCAAUCACGCCUUCCCUUCAAUCUGUGUUCCGUCUAAAGGAUCGCUAUGUCCUCAACGCUCAAAGAAACUUGGAACUGGCCCGAAGUGAGUUCCUGGAAAAGCGGACAACUUUCCACGGGAAUUCAGAAGAACUCGAAGGGUCAGUCAUCAUCAAGCCAGAAGACAUUUCGUUUGUCAGUAUUCACAUUCGUCGAGGAGACUAUGCCGAACAUCUCAAGAGCUUGUAUCACAUUGGCUACGUUAAACCCGAAUAUUACUCCGAGGCCAUCGAAUGGUUCAAAGGAGCCUUUAAGUGUCCACUGUUUUUUAUUGUGAGUGAUGACCUCGAAUGGGCAGAAAAUGAGCUGGGAGACUGUAACGGGCAUUGCUUUUAUGCUGGAAGCCGCAAAUCCUCAUCAGAGUUUGAUCCAAAUGUGCCAUUGGCGACAAGCCCAGAAAUUGGAAACGACUUGGCUCUGUUGAGCCAAGUGAAUCACUCCAUAAUCACCUAUGGGACGUUUGGCAUGUGGGGUGCCCUAUUGGCCGGUGGUCAGACCUUACUACCCAAAGGAUUUGACAAUAUGAAAGAGGUCAAAGAAAUUCGGAGAGCCAACUUUCGAGACUGGACGUUCAUUUAAGCCAUGCUUCAAUCCCAAAUCCAACGUCAAAAAUGCCAAUCCAUGUAGUAUUGUACCAUACAGUAUACAGUGGAACAUUAAAAAGAACUGUGUCGCAA